Molecule: messenger RNA, 2190 nt
Organism: Parastagonospora nodorum SN15
Lineage: Eukaryota; Fungi; Ascomycota; Dothideomycetes; Pleosporales; Phaeosphaeriaceae
Exons: 2
Coding region: 34-2085 (683 amino acids)
Molecular function (GO): oxidoreductase activity, acting on CH-OH group of donors; flavin adenine dinucleotide binding
Source: RefSeq, a predicted model, not a curated record
GCCCUUCUUAGGUAAACUCUAAUCCGCAUCAACAUGUUUGUUCUCAAGGCUGUUUCCGUCCUCUCUUUGCUCAGCUCCUUGGCUGCCUCGCGCAUCAUCGAUGGCGCAGAGCACACUCCUUACCGUGGCGCCAAUGUGAAGCGUGCAACCAAUUCUACCUCCAUCACCACUCUCGAAGACUACGAAUACGUUGUCGUUGGCUCUGGUGCGGGUGGUGCUCCCCUUGCGGCCAAGCUGGCUAUUGCUGGCUACAAAGUCCUCCUCCUUGAGGCUGGCGACGACCAGACCAAUACUACUCAGUACAAUGUACCGGCUUUACAUUCUGUCGCUGCCGAAUAUGAACCGAUGCGAUGGGACUACUUUGUCAAGCACUUCGACGACGAAGCAGAGAUGACGAAGGAUGCCAAGCUCACAUAUGAACUGCCCGAUGGCUCCCGUUACACAGGUCCAAAGCCACCAGCAGGCGCCAAACCCUUGGGCACUCUCUAUCCUCGUGUCGGAUCCAUGGGCGGCUGCACCGCCCACAACGCUUUGAUUACUAUCAAGCCGUUCAACAGCGACUGGGACUACAUUCAACGUAUCACUGGUGAUGCUUCAUGGGCGCCAAAGAACAUGCAAAAGUACUUCGAACGCAUUGAGAGAUCCCGCUAUCUCCCUAGCAGCAUCGUUGGCCAUGGCUUCUCGGGCUGGCUCGAAACUUCGCUCACCGACUUGACCUUGAUUGUCCAAGACCUCAAGGUCAUCUCUCUGGUCCUGGCAGCUGCUUCAGGCAUGGGCAAGAACCUCCUCUCAAAUCUUUUAACUACUGUCACUGGCCUCGGUCAGGUUCUGCUUCGCGACAUCAACAACCCCUCGCCGAACCGCGACUCGCAAGAAGGUCUGUGGCAAGUUCCUCUGGCCAUGAAGAUCCCGGAAUACAAGCGCGCUGGACCUGUCGAUUUGCUUCACCAAGUCUUGGAGGCGAGGAACAGCGAUGGUAGCCGCAAGUACCACCUCGACAUCCAGCUCAACACCCUUGUCACCAACGUCAAUUUUGCCCAGGUAGACGGCGGUAAGCCAAAAGCGACCGGUGUCAACUUCCUCACUGGAAGGUCUCUGUAUGGAGCCGAUCCCCGUCGUCAGUCCGGAUCUGCGACCAGCAAAGGCGACAAGGGAUCAGUCAAAGCCACCCGCGAAGUCAUCUUGUCUGCCGGUGCCUUCAACACUCCCCAGCUCUUGAAGCUAUCCGGUGUCGGCCCGAAGCAGGAGCUUGAGAGCUUCGGCAUCAAGGUCGUCAAGGAUCUUCCAGGUGUCGGUACCAAUCUCCAGGAUCGCUACGAGGUUCCAGUCAUCGGCCAGGCACCCAGCAAACUCUCUCUUCUGAACGGCUGCACUUUCCUUGAGGGCGACCACGACCCAUGCCUGGAGAAGUGGGAGAACCUCCCCCUCGGAAUCGGAAAGGGUGUCUACGCCACCAACGGAGUCGCCAUCGCCAUUACCAAGAAGGCAAGCAACUCGCCCAACGGUAACGCAGACCUUCUUGUUGCUGGCUGGCCCGCUUACUUCAACGGUUACUACCCCAACUUCUUCCAGAACGCCACCGACGGCUCAAACCACUGGACAUGGCUGGUACUCAAGGCCGAGUCUCGUAACAACGCCGGAACCGUCACCCUGCGCAGCACCAACCCACAGGACGUACCCGAUAUCCGCAAGCGAAACUUUGACGUUGGUGGCGAGGAAGACCUCAAGGCCCUGGUCGAGGGAAUGAAGUACGGUCGCAAAGCCUUCAAUGACCUCAUUCCACUUGACGGCAAGUUUUCGGAGGUCUGGCCCGGCAAGCAGGUCAAGACAGACGAGCAGCUCAAGACCUUUGCCAAGUACGAGUCCUGGGGUCACCAUGCGUCCUGCACUUGCCCCAUUGGCGCCGAUAACGACCCGAAGGCCGUCCUUGACACCAACUUCAAAGUCCGUGGUAUCGAUGGUCUCCGUGUUGUCGAUGCUUCUGCUUUCCCCAAGAUUCCUGGUACCUACAUCGCCAUGCCUCUGUACAUGUUGGCAGAGAAGGCUUCCGACGUCAUCAUCGAGGCUGCCAAAUCUUCUGCGUAGAUGUAGAUUCUGAGGAGCGCGUGUGAUUUUUCUUGUCAAGCGUUUUGCUGUACGUACCGCCUUUAGCCAGCGCAUAGAAUCCAUUAAUCCAUUAGUUUAUUAUUC